AUGCGUCACGCUUGUCUGGCGUUCUACAUAAUUUAUAAUACAAAAAACAAAUUUAUAAAUACCCUCCGCGCACUCGACCCAGAGGCUUAUCUUUUCAACAAGGCAACGAUGACAACCGGAGCGAUGCAGUCGCAGAAUUAUCCGUUCUUUGGUAGCAACCUGCAAGGGAAGGAGACCACCGCGCAUAACCAACCGUUGGAUUUUCCAUACUCUCCUUGCCGUAUGCAGUCUCCAAAUUAUUACAAUCAAGCGCCGUUGCCAAAUUUUAUGUCACCCAUGCCGCAGGGAAACCUCGGUCAAGUCAAUGGAUAUACCGCGGAGCCGUCCCCAUACACCGCAAACCCACCGAUUACAGGUCAGAACUCAAAUUCGUUACAUAUGGAUCAUCAAAGCUACUAUUCGCCCCAAGAAGCCAGUCAAAACUGUUCUUUCCAUCAGUACGCUUGGUUGAAAAGCACUUCUUCGCCGGAAAAUUGGUGGCACAGCUCAAAUGCUACAGGUAAGUACUGAACAAUAACUUCCUCUUUCGCGCUAAGCUCGUUCACUCGCUCGCUCGCUCAUCAGCUUGACUCGCCGCACAGUUGCACAAGUCAUCGUCGCGGCCAACUCUUACCUUCCCUCCUAACUAUGUGAAAUGUUUAUCGCAUAACAAACAACUUAUGUGGUUUACAAGCACUAAUUCGGCAUUAAGUUUGACUAAUUGUUAAAAAUUUGUCCUCGGACGACAAUUUGUGACCGCACGGACGAUAUUUACAGGUUCCCAGCACCGUGAUAUUUAACUGCUGACGAUACUUGACGCGCCAUAAAACUGUACUUAAUAAGCGAUCGCCAUUAGUCAGCAUUUAACUGUGAUUUAACGUGAAGAUUGCGCCCAUUUUACAGAGCAAUCUUCUGCUUAGUGGUUUUUACACUCGCGUGUUUGUAAUGGUGUACUUUGCGGUUGUUUUACAGGAACUGCGUGGAAUAGGGGACCAACGGAGGGAAAGCGCAAGAGGACAGCCUACACCCGCAAACAACUACUCGAGCUAGAAAAAGAAUUCCAUUUUAAUCAUUUUCUUACCAAGGAGAGAAGAGCCGAGAUGGCUUCUCAGUUAAAUCUCACAGAGAGGCAAGUGAAAAUUUGGUUUCAAAACAGAAGAAUGAAAUGGAAGAAAUGUAACUCUCAAGCGAUCAGCAAGAACACGAAACCAUCAACACAGAAUUCACCCGUCGAUCCGGUACAAGAUCUGCACAUUCCCAACCCGGUAUCACAACCAUUGAGUACAACGCCUAUAAAGUCACAAACGUCCCUGGACAUUUCUACAGUACCCAGUUGUUUAGGUUAUCGAAGCCAUCAAAGCUGAAAAAUAAAAAACUUCAAUGUGAUGCAAGCGCGCUCAGUAACCCGUUACACAAUUUUCGAGUAAAAUUUUAUUCCGGAGUCAAUCGCUCAAGAGCUAACGCAAAAGAAAAAGAAUGAAACUUUUUCAGCAUAAAAGAGAGAUUUUAUUAAGAAAUGCGAUUUUAUUUAGUUGAUUUUAAGAUGAGUUUACUUAAAAAAUGAAUGAUUGUACAGUUUACAAGGUUUGCUGGCUAGAUUCUCUGGAGACUCAGCAGCGGGUCGUUGCUCUCUUGACUGAGACUAGGUAAUGUCACGAAACAACCGCUACCUCGUCCGCGUUCUUUUGUACAUAGACACCAGAAUUAUAUGAAAAAAUAUAUAAGAUGUAAAUAGAAUUUCCCUUGAACUGUAUUUACAUCUCGUCUUACAGAUUUUUUUUUGACGUUUUCUAACAUGGCUCUCGUUUAAGGAACUUCAUUGAAUUAUACUAUCUAUUUAUGCAAGAGUGAGUCUUACGGACAACUACCCUCGAAAAGGGCAUGCUUUUAUUUACGGAUAAGUUUCAGAUGGCUUUUAAACGAUCAACACAUAUAUUUAAUAUUUGAACGGUACAAUUUGCUAGCCAGUUUGGCCCUUCGAAACAGUCCUUUUAUUUGUGUAUGUUAUGUAAAAAUUGAAUAAAAAUUUUCUGUGUCAAUAUUUGUCAAGCAAUUAGAUUCAAGACAACAUGACUUCAUUGUGCUCGCACUUAUAUCAGGGAAAUCUUAG
Molecule: messenger RNA, 2089 nt
Organism: Porites lobata
Lineage: Eukaryota; Metazoa; Cnidaria; Anthozoa; Scleractinia; Poritidae
Source: the annotation of a GenBank genome assembly